This is a messenger RNA of Blepharisma stoltei, 2238 nucleotides long. Lineage: Eukaryota; Ciliophora; Heterotrichea; Heterotrichida; Blepharismidae. The record is from the annotation of a GenBank genome assembly.
AUGGAAACCCUUAAUCGUAUAUGGAAUUACCUUAAAAAGCCCAAAGUUUAUAAGAAAAUCAUCAUUAUUGCCACAGUCACAGCUUCUAUUGUGGUACUGCGAAAAUUGUCAAAAUUGGUAAAUUCUCAUGUGAGUCUUACAGCAUUUUUAGCAUCAUUGAAUACAGGCACUGUGAAAGAAGUAAUUGAUUAUGGGGACACAAUUUCAUUUAAAUCAUCAGAUGGCAAAUGGUUUAACACAAACACUGCUACGAUACCUAAAGCAGACCUAAUCUCUGCAGCUGCUAGAAAUAGAGUAGAAUACACAUCUAAGAGCCCAUCAAUUGUGCUUGCAGCUAUUCCUCAAGUUGUCGCAGCACUAGGAGCUUCAAUUAUGUUAUAUAGCAUCUGCACACUUUUAUCUCGCUUGACACAAACUUUUGUCUGCAGCUUACUCCCCCCCCCUUUAAAUUGGAACUAAAAAUUUUGUUCCAAUUUAUAGGGGGAUUAAUUUUUUUUUUUAAAAAAAAUAUCAAUACAAAAUUUUUUAUAAAAUAUAUAAAAAUUUCAACAAAAAAAAAAUUUCCAAACUUAUCGAAUUAGAUUAAUAAAUUUGUUUAAUAAAACGCUAUUUACUCUUUAUCCUUUAAAACAAAGCAAGAUAUAACUAAAUUUUCAUUAUUAGUUAAUACGCCACUAUUAAUUGGUAUCAAAAUUAUUAUUUUUAUUGAUAAAAAAAAUUUAAAAAAACAAUUUUAGAAAAUUUAUCGAUCAAAGUGCUAAUUUUGUUUAAAUAAGAUGUUAUUAUAUACUCUAUUCUUUUAAAUAAAGCAAGAAAUAAGUAAAUUUUUAAAUUUUAUAAAGAAUUCCUAUUGAAUUUAUAUCAAAACUAUUUAAAUAAAAAAUAUCAUUUUUAUCAAAAAAAACAAAAAUUGUUUUGAAAAUUUUUUAAAAAAAAAAAUUAAUUUUUUUUUAAAAUUUAAAUCAAGGAUAAUAAAUUUAUUUAAAUAAGAUGCUCUUUAUACUUUUAUCUUUAAAAAAGAGCAAGAUAUAACUAAAUUUUUAAUUUUAGUUAAUAAGAAACAUUUAAUUUAUGUUAAAACUUUUUAGAUAAAAAUUAUAUAUAAUUUUUUAUUAUAAAAUUAAAAUUUUGUUCCAAUUUAAAGAGGGGUUAAUUUACCAAAAAAGUGGAAAUUUUACCGAUAUUUUGUUCCAAUUUAAAGGGGGGGGGGAGUUAGAGUUAUGACGACUCUACAGCGGCAAAUCGAAUCCAAGUUAACAAAAGAAUAUGUUUUGGGCAGGAUUUAUUAACUUGGAGCUGAUUCAUUGACUUAGGGAGUCCGUCAUAACUCCAAGCUGCAGAGAAAAAGAUUGCGUCAAGGAGUCAUAAAGUGGGCAGACAUUAUAUACUUUGACCCGCAACCCAACCCCUAAAAGAGUUUUAGAGCACCAAACAGGGAUUUCUUUUAAAGACAUUGCAGGAAACCAAGAAGCCAAGCAAUCCUUACAAGAAAUCAUCCAAUUUUUCAAAAGCCCAGAAAAAUUCAUCAAGGUCGGGGCCACUCUUCCUAGAGGAGUUCUCUUAUUCGGUCCUCCCGGAACUGGCAAAACAAUGUUGGCUAAAGCAGUCGCUACAGAAGCUGGUGUUAAUUUCAUACAGACUUCAGGAUCAGAAUACAUAGAACUAUUCGUAGGGGUUGGCGCCAAGCGAGUUCGUGAUGUCUUUGCACAAGCUAGACAAAAUUCUCCCUGCAUUAUUUUUAUUGACGAAGUUGACAGUUUGGCUCUGCAAAGAGGCUUGAGUUCCGACAAAUCCAAUAUGGAGCUUCACAGCACAGUCAAUCAGCUUUUAUCAGAAAUGGAUGGAUUUGUGCAGAGUGACAGGAUUGUGGUACUGGCAGCUACAAAUAAGCAUACAAUAUUAGAUGACGCAAUCUUAAGACCAGGCAGAUUUGACCGCAAAAUCCAAGUAAACUUGCCUGAAUAUGAAAUCAGGCUGCAGAUUUUAAAGUUCAAUCUAGCAAAUCGACAAAAUGAGAUCUCUGAAGACUGCUUAAAAAUGAUGGCAGAGAAUACAGAUAACUGCAAUGGCGCCGAAAUUGCAUCAAUUAUAAAUGAGGCAAGCUUUUUGUGUGUGAGAGAUGAUCGGGAGUGCAUUACUGAAAGAGACGUAAUUGAGUCUUUCCAAAGGAUGAAGGAAGGGAAGCUGAAGUUUGUAGCAGAAAAAUUAGCGAAAUCUAUGUUAGCCUAUCAUAAGUAA